Molecule: messenger RNA, 2274 nt
Organism: Coffea eugenioides
Lineage: Eukaryota; Viridiplantae; Streptophyta; Magnoliopsida; Gentianales; Rubiaceae
Product: pentatricopeptide repeat-containing protein At3g63370, chloroplastic-like
Exons: 1
Coding region: 1-1878 (625 amino acids)
Biological process (GO): RNA modification
Molecular function (GO): RNA binding; protein binding; zinc ion binding
Source: RefSeq, a predicted model, not a curated record
AUGGAUGAGGCUGCGAGAGUUUUCAGUGAGAUGAAGGAGAAAGAUAAUAUUUCAUGGAAUUCAAUGCUGUCAGGUUUUGUACAGAAUGGAUUGUAUGAAGAUGCUCUCUGUGUUUUUUCUGAGAUGAAAAAUUUGGUUCAGAAACCCGACCAGAUUUCACUUGUAAGUAUGCUUGCAGCCUCUGGAAGAUUGGGAAAUCUGUCGCAUGGAAUGCAAAUUCAUGCUUUUUCUUUGAAAAACAAAAUGGAUAAUGAUUUGCUGGUUGGAAACACCCUUGUGGACAUGUACGCAAAGUGCGGCAGGACAGAUUACAUGCACUUUGUUUUUGAUAGGAUGCCUUAUAAAGAUUCUGUUACUUGGACGACAGCAAUUUCUGGUUAUGCUCGGAACAAUCUUCCCAUGAAGUCUUUGCAACUGUUUCGAGAAAUAAAUGUGGAAAAGAUGGAGGUUGACAUGUUAAUGAUUGGAAGCAUUCUCCUUGCUUGUAGUGAUUUAAAGUGCCAUUCUCUUGUGAAAGAAAUUCAUGCUUAUUUCAUGAGAAGAGGCCUAUAUGAUCUAGUCACAGAGAAUACGCUUGUUAAAGUGUAUGGGGACUGCAAAAACAUCAAUUAUGCUUGUAAGGUUUUCAAACUAAUCGAAUUUAAGAAUGUUGUGUCCUUCACGAGCAUGAUGUCUUCUUAUGUCGAUAAUGGAUUGGCAAGUGAGGCUCUUGAACUAGUACCUCGUAUGAAAGAAAACAAAAUUGAACUAGAUUGUGUUGCAACACUGAGUAUCCUGUCUGCUGCUGCAGAUUUAUCGGCAUUGAGGAAAGGAAAAGAGAUUCAUGGCUUCCUACUCAGGAAUGGGUUUGUUAUUGAAGGUCCUGUCGCCAGCUCUCUUGUGGACAUGUAUGCUUGCUGUGGGAUUGUGGAUGACUCGUAUAAGGUUUUCAGUAGUACCUUGAAUAAAGACUUGCCUAUAUGGACGAGCAUGAUCAGUGCAUACGGAAUGCAUGGUUAUGGUAAGGUGGCCAUUGAUUUGUUUAGGAGGUUGGAAAGUGAAAAUCUAGUUCCUGAUCACAUUACUUUCUUAGCUGUUCUUUAUGCAUGUAGUCAUUCCGCUUUGGUGGAAGAGGGCAAAGAAGUUUUUGAAUCAAUGCAAGAUGAAUACAAAUUGAAGCCAUGGCCAGAACACUACACUUGCAUGGUUGAUAUGCUUGCCCGUGCAAAUUACCUAGAAGAAGCAUUUCAUUUUGUGACGAUGAUGAAAGCGGAGCCUACAGCCGCUGUUUGGUGUGCUCUCCUCGGUGCUUGCCGUGUUCACUCAAACGAAAAAAUUAGAGAAAUUGCUGCUAGUAAACUCAUGGAACUAGAUCCAGUGAAUCCGGGAAAUUAUGUGCUGGUAUCCAAUGCAUAUGCUGCGACAGAGAGAUGGGAAGAUGUGGAGGAAGUGAGAUCGAAGAUGAAAGGAAAAGAGUUGAAGAAAGAUCCUGCAUGUAGUUGGAUAGAGGUUGGCAAUAAGUUCCACGUGUUCAUUGCCCAUGAUAGGUCUCAUCCAGAGUCUGACGAGAUUAAGCAAAAUUUGGAUCAGAUCACUGAAAAAUUGGUAAAAGGAGGAGGAUAUGUGCCUCAAACUAAAUAUGUUUUACACAACGUAGAGGAGGAAGAAAAAAUAAAGUUACUAACUGGACAUAGUGAACGGCUGGCUAUAUCAUAUGGGCUACUCAACACCACAUCUAGGACCCCGAUACGAAUCACCAAGAAUCUUCGGGUCUGUGGUGAUUGCCAUAACUUCACCAAGCUAACUUCAAAGUACCUUAAACGAGAAAUCAUUGUACGGGACGCCAACAGAUUUCAUCAUUUCAGGGACGGAGUUUGUUCUUGUGGAGAUUUCUGGUGACUCUCUCUCAAACCACACUGAAGUUAUCAGAAAUCAGAUGAUGAUGAUGAUGAAUGUGCUACUGGUAUAAUAGCCUGGGCCAGUGUCAAAAUCCCGCUCAUCCAAGUUCCCAUCUGCUGUAUUUUAUGUCGGACCGAACUUAUUUACAUCCCGGUUUCUUCUCAAAACAGUAAGGUUUUGGAGGAUACACACCACGACGAUGGCACUGUGUUCAUGCUUGGUUCUUAUUGAUGUUUACACGGGUUUUGACGAAAUUCCGUGAUUACCUUGAGACAGUAGAAAUGAUAAGGAAAGGUUUUGAAAACCCCAUCUUAUUCAAGUUUUGGUAAAAAAUUUUGCCCAUCUCAUUUUGGAAUGGGAUUGAAUAUAACCCCUAGAUAUUUCAAUUUUUCUCAA